AGGUAUUGUUAUUACAAUUCAAAGACCUCAGGGUCAAUUCUCAGAAGUUUCAGCCCGAUUAUAUUUCAUAAGGAAGUUGAUGUUCUUAGUUUAUCGGAGUUGCUUACCGGUUUGUUGUAUGGUUACACAUCCAGACACUCUAUGCUUAGAGGAGAGUCUCGAUGGGGGGAACCGAUAGCCGUAAAAGGGCCGGAAAAAUCUAACCGUUGAGCGUGAAAAGUGACAAAUUUUAAACGAUAAUCAUAAAAAAAACUAACCGUAAAAACAAUUUCUGAUCACAACAAUGAAAUCAUACCGUUAGUCGUAGAAUGGCCAAAAUUUUAACCGUGAGCCGCAAAAGCCAAUGCUCCAUCGAGACCCCCAGCUAGAACCGCAUAAUUGAAUGCUCUGCACAUUCUGCACACAAAACGCCGCAUAUGUAGUAGCUCGUGCGAUUAUUUGGUCCAAGUCGUUUGUGAAAAAGAAAUGGAAAAAAUCAGAGAUGCACCGACCCUUAAAGUCUACAUGGACAUAUUAAAUUGUUCGAACCCAAUUUAUGAUUCUGCUAAUGGUGGUGAUGCUCCUGAGUGCUAUCAAUGGUACGAUCUCCCUGGUGAUGACACUGAGAGUACAGAUUGUUACUAUGGUGUGGGAGUUGGUUAUCGUGGCAACGUAAACAUAACUCAGUCUGGCCGUCCAUGUCAGUCUUGGAAAUCCCAGUGUCCUCAUCGUCACUGGCGGAUUCCUAAAGAUGUUGCUAUUUCAAAAUAUGACUCGAACAUGUGUCGUAACCCGGACAGCAGCGCCCCGGAUGGACCCUGGUGUUAUACCACUGACCCAAAUGUUCGAUGGGAAUAUUGCAAUGUAUCUCGAUGUGCGCUCAGAGUUCCAGAAGAGGCUCCCACACUCCUUAAAGGCCGUCCUUUCAAUUCAACCGCGAUUUUAAUCUCUUGGAAGAACAUACCGCCUUCUCGUCAUAAAGAAAAACUGUUGGGUUACCGGAUUCAAUACCGGAGCCUCUGGUCCGAGAUCUAUGAAAAAAUAAAUACCACAAGCAACUUGGCGCAAGAUGUUAUUACACAACUCUGUCGAAACACAGCAUACGUGAUUAUGGUCAAUGGCUUUAAUGAGAUUGGCCACGGGCCAACUAGCUCGGUCCUUGUAUUAAAAACCCUAUCCUCUGGUGAAUACAUAUUUGAGGUGGACUUCCAGUUAAUAAUCGACUCUAACUUCACCAGCGAUCUACUCAACAGUAGCAGUAAAAGGUUCUUGGAAACGACCGAGGUCACAAGAUCUUCAAUAAAACACCACUUCAAUGAAUCUUCUAUGUUGAAGAUAUAUGACGUCGUAACUAUACAGUUCAGAAAUGGCAGCGUAAGGGCAGACAUUAAAGUCCUUGUGACAAUAAAUACAAACACAACGGACAAAGAUGAUGCUCUGAAUUAUUUGAUAGGAGGGAUGCGUUCGUCAUUUGGAGAUCGACUUAAAGUUACUUCCAUAUUAGUUCAGGAAACACCGAGGCCUCCGAAAAAUUUUUUUGUAAGGAAUGCACAAUCAACAUACUUUAUUUUAACUUGGGAAGAGCCAGAAUAUAACGGCUUAUACCAAGUACGCGACUACAUCAUAGAACGAAAGAUAUCAAGACUGAAGAAAUUUACCGCCGUUUGGACAGUUCCAUACCCUGAAACCAGAAUGAUUAUAAAGAACUUAGAUCCUUCCACAGAAUACACCAUCAGAAUAUCAAGCAACAACAAGUAUGGAAGGUCAGAGGGUGUACUGUUAACACAGAACACACUGCCAGACAGAUUCAUCAGAGAUUUGAUGUUGGUUAUAGCCUUGCCCUUGUUCUUGGCUUCUGUAUUCAUAUUGGCCGUUUGCUUAAAGUUUCGACCAAUAUGUAAAUCAAAACAGAAGAAAGAAGAGAUUGAGUUCUCCAUCGAGUUUGGAAACUGGGUUGAAAUUCCCGGAUCAGAUGUCACUCUCCAAGACAAGCUGGGGGAAGGUGCGUUUGGAGAGGUUUACAAAGGUUUAGUGCGCCUGGGUGGACAAGAGAGAGCAUGCGCAGUAAAAAAACUAAAAGCGAAUGCCACAGAAACAGAGAGAAGGGACUUGAUAAACGAGCUCGCAAUCAUGGUCACAGUUGGGGUACAUCCUAAUGUAUUGAGCCUUAUUGGAGCUUGUACCAAGACUGAGUCAGUAUUGGUGAUUGUUCGUUUGGCCCCAAAUGGCUCUUUGUUGGACCAACUAAAGAGGAACAGAGUAAAUCCAUAUUACAAUGUUACGGAUAAACAAAUAAACUUCACGCCGCAAGACAAAGUGAAGAUAGCCAGAGAUGUAGCCUGUGGAAUGUUACACCUAUCCAACAAAAAGUGUGUUUAUCGUGACCUUGCAGCAAGAAACGUGCUUCUAGGCGAGAAUAAUGUUGCCAUGGUCUCCGACUUUGGCUUGUCACGUGAUGUGUACGAGAGUGGUGAAUACGAAAAUACAUCUGGGGGUAUGUUACCAGUUCGUUGGAUGGCUCUUGAGUCUUUGGAGGAUUACACCUACAACACUAAGACAGACGUAUGGUCCUUUGGAGUGUUAUUAUGGGAGAUUCAAUCUGGAGGUAAAAUGCCGUAUUCUGGUCUUAGCGGAAUGGAAAUAAUCGAAUUUCUGAAAACAGGACAAAUAUUAACAAAGCCGGAUGGAUGCCCAACUGAAAUCUACGAUAUUAUGAGGUCAUGCUGGAGUUUGGAUCCUACAAAGCGUUCAUCAUUUUCUGAACUUUUGCAAUCACUCGAGGAAGAAUUGAAAACGAAAGAUGACCUCAUGGAGGAUAAGAGCGACCAUGACUUUGAAAAAAGCUGAGUGGUUUUUGAAAAUAAAGAUCAGAUCAGAUCUAGAGGGAAUCAAAGAUGACCUAAUUUUUAUUGCAAGUUAAUUAUGUGGACAAUAAAAUUUAGGUGGAGUCAUUUAUAAGAAUGUUCAUCUUGUAUGUUGACUUAGUUGUUGGUGUGUUGUGCUUACUUGCACUUGAGCGAUAGAACAGGACCUCGUUCAUGUUAGAAGCGGCUAGAACACUAAUUUAAAGUCGAGAUAAAAGAAAAGACAUGUUUUUGCAAUGAAUGAUCGUACAAAAGAACACAUUUUCAAAGUAAAAGUUAUUUAGAAUGUAGACAAUGUAGACAGUAAAGACGUAACAAAUUAUAGCUACAGUGUAGAGAUGAUGACCUAUCAACUCGGACUGCAAGUGACAAACUCCACUUACGUUUUCUAUUUUUAACAUUGUACAACAUGAGAUACAGUUCAUUUGAUUAUGGUUCGUAGUAUACCAGAGUCGGUUAGAGCUACUGUAUCAAGGAUCUUAACAGACUUGCCUGUAGCCUCUUAAAAGUCAUUCAAACUGAAAAUAGUUUAUUUCGUUUUGAGGUUCUUUAGCCUUCUCUGUUCAUGUGAAUCACUCUUUUAUAAGCAGUAGUUUUCUCUAAGUGGCUACUAUCAUUGAGUAAAGGUUAUCUCUCAGAA
This is a messenger RNA of Stylophora pistillata, 3483 nucleotides long. RefSeq names its product angiopoietin-1 receptor-like. The record is from RefSeq and is a predicted model, not a curated record. NCBI's taxonomy places the organism in Eukaryota, Metazoa, Cnidaria, Anthozoa, Scleractinia, Pocilloporidae.